AAAAAGAACCGGAAAAGGCGUUGACGCAGUCGGUUGUUGUCAGUGGCGCUGCCGGAAGUCCCACAGCGAGCAGAGACGCCACAAAGCCCGAAGACCGACCGCGGAGCACCGACGCUUUCACGGACUCUGGCUGCUGCUGUGUGGAAGUUGCCGCUUUGUGCGAUUUUGUGCGUCUGAGGCGUCCCUGUUGAGCGUGUGUGUGUGCGACUUGGUGCGUGUAGCGCCGUUCUGCAGCGUGCGCGAUGUCUUCAGAGCUGCUGGUGGAUUUCGGAGAUGACCCUGCGACUGCACAGCUCGGACAGCUGAAGCUGGCCACGAUAGAGGACCAGCAGUGGCCCACCGAUGAGUCGACUCUCAGCAAGUCAGAGACGGACCUGUCCCAGCGCUUUGACAGUGGCUCUCCCCACCUGCCCUGGGACCAUCCCUUCUAUGACAUCGCCCGGCAUCAGAUCAUUGAAGUGGCAGGUGAUGAUAACUUUGGCAGGAAGGUGAUAGUGUUUAACGCCUGCAGGAUGCCCCCACAGCAUCAGCUGGACCAUCACAAGCUGCUGAUGUAUCUCAAAGGAACACUGGACCAGUACGUGGAAAGUGACUACACUCUGAUCUAUUUCCAUCAUGGGCUGACCAGUGAAAACAAACCGUCUCUCAGCUGGCUACGAGAUGCGUACAGGGAGUUUGACAGAAAGUACAAGAAGAACAUCAAGGCUCUGUACAUUGUCCAUCCCACCAUGUUCAUCAAGACUCUGCUGAUCCUCUUCAAACCUCUCAUCAGUUUUAAGUUUGGCAGGAAGAUCAACUACGUGAGCUAUCUGAGCGAGCUGGAGGACGUGGUGAAGUGUGAGCAGCUGCUCAUUCCAGCACGCGUCAAAGAGUACGACAACAAGCUGAGAGCGUCUCUGAAGCCGAGCGCUCAGCCUCCCAUGUCCCCUCCUCGCAGCCCUCCGCUCCCCAACCAGGUGUUUGGGGUGCCACUUGCAUUGCUCAGACAGAAUAGUCCAGACGGUGAUUCAAUUCCUGUGGUGAUGAGAGACACAAUAGGUUUUCUAUCAGAGCAAGGUUUGGAGAUCGAGGGGAUCUUCAGACGGUCGGCCAACGUCACUCUGGUGAAGGAGGUCCAGCUCAAAUACAACUCAGGUGCGCUGGUGAAUUUCAGAGAGAUUGAAGACGUCCACUUGGCUGCUGUGAUUCUGAAAACGUUCCUGAGGGAGCUGCCCGAGCCCCUGCUGACCUACCAGCUCUACAACGACAUUGUCAACUUUGCCACUGUGCCCAGUGACAACCAGGUGACGGCUCUGAAGACGCUGGUCGAGUCCCUGCCAGAGGAAAACCACACGUCGCUGCGAUACCUCAUCACGUUCCUAGCACAGGUGUCAGCCAACAGCGAGGUGAAUAAGAUGACCAACAGCAACCUGGCUGUGGUGUUCGGUCCCAACCUGCUCUGGGGGCGGGACAACGCCAUGUCACUGAGCGCCAUCGGGCCGAUCAACAACUUCACCAGAACCCUGCUGGACCAACAGCAUCUGAUCUUCACCUAAACCAGCACACCACUGGGACCCGCCUUCUCAUACAGCAUUUAGUCGGACCAAUCAGCAGCUUCAUCAGGGUACUUCCCCCAUCAGCAGCACUUAGAUACAAAAACCACUUCAUCUGCUUUUCAAUUAAAAUACCAUCAAAUACUUUCAUAAUAUCCUGCAAUAGCCUUCAUUUAGUCUCUGACUGUUCUUCCCAGUCUGAUUGGCCCAUUUGCAGUCAUGUGGCCGUGUCAAGCUUGUGAUGCCAUUUCCAUGAGCCUCCCUGCAUGAGUGGCUGGAAAUGGAACACGCAUUAGACCAGCCAAUCAGAUGGGGCCUGUUUGACUGACAGAGACGACAACUGACACAGUGGCUUUCCAGUGAUUUUACUGUUGCACUUACUUAAAGUCUCACAGGUCAUGGCAGCAGAGGCCAUGAUGUCCUGGAUACGAAUCCCUUCCACCAAUCUCCAAACCACCGCAUCCAUGUUGUACAUUUCCCAGAAUGCAGCUUAUUGAAAUCUCUUAUCAGCCCCUGUCUAGUAAACCUGCACUUUGAAACCACAGUAUUCCCCCAGUUCACAACACAGACUUUCCGUUAUAAAUCUGAUUAUGAAGCACUGAGAUAACCCCGAAGAGUACACGGCCCUGACACUCUGUCGUCUCAAACAUUCACAGACAGGUUCACACACGUUUUCCAACCUGCUGGGAAUGUUUGAACGGUGUUUUCAUUAUGGACCAAACAACACAAUAGUUUGUGUGUUAUUAGUUAAAUUAGAUUGUAAUGUGUUCAGACAUUUUCCUGUCGCGAUAUUACAUAUUCCUGAAUCUACCACCUCCUCCUCACCCCCAACCCACCCUUCAGAACCCCCACUACUAAAUACUAAUGCAUGUGUUUGUACCUGUUUUCAUGUGUUUCUCAGGCCCGACCUGAACCCAGUGUGGCUCGUCCUCUUUUAUCUCUGUAGGGAGAUUACUAGCGACUGGACUUAGACCUCCUCAGUCUCUGUGUAUAUGUGCUGUGCUGUGUUGUGCUGUCAAUCUUCCUGCCUGCUCCUUUCUAACAAAACAAAAAAAAAUGGCCUCCAGCUUCACAGAAAGACACAGAGAGCCGGGUGGUAAUAUAUAUAAAUAAUGAUAAUGAGAGAAUGCAGGUUUUGAACCUUUUAUGAUCCCAGAGUGAAGAGAGGAGCGAGUCUCAGGUUAACUUCUAACUCGGUGAACUUGGUACCAAACGUUGUGUGUGGACAAUCUAUGAAACGCUGUAAUGAAGUGGAGCAGAGUGUUCAAGCUCAAACCCAGAUUUGUGGACGUAGUUUGGGUGUCAGAGGACUCACUGCUGUUCUGUUCUAUAUCCUGCUUCUUCAUAGCUCUUUCCUUACUAUAUUUGAUUCAGUAUUAAUAAGAAGAUCUUUGACUUUCCCGCUGCCGCAACAUAACACUGACUUAACUCGUCGUAGCUCGUCACAGGAGCUGUUUUGUGUUUUAAUGGUACUGGAUAAACAGCUGACACAUCUCCACAGAAUGAAAUUCAACAUUCAGUAGCACAAACACAGAAAGUACAGGACCUUCAUUUACCUCAAGUGGCAGAAAGAACCAGUUCUUUACUUUCCAGUUAACGACAAAACAACACCUCCACUUCGAUGUGUUGUUUAAAUACACAAACACAUUUCCUCACCACUUACUCCACUAAUGCUCGUUUUUCUUAAGUUAAAUUAGCAAUUUUUCACAGUCAAAAGUAUUUUCUAUAUUAUUGCCUUCAAGUGUGGCAACUUUGCAGGAGGAACUGAGGUACAUUGUGUAGGUCAGUGAAGAGCAGGGUAUGAACACAAUUCAUCACAAAAUGGAGCGACACAAAGUUUUUUGAUAAUUGAGACAGAUAAUAUUUAGUCCUUUAAAACUCUUUAUCUAGGGCAGCUCUUCCCCUUCUGUACCAUCCUAUCAUGUAGCAUUCAGUGCAGAUGUAACCAGGGAUUUGUGGGUAUUGAAGUCUAAAGCAUUUUAAAGUAUGACACGUUAGUAGUCUCCAGGAGCUGCUGCGUGUCUGAUACGGGCUCAUGCACCUGAUACACUGACAGUGGUCGUGUGUGAGUUAUUGUCGUUAGUUGUCUUUUAUUCUGGCUGCCAUCUUAAGUCGUGCUGCAUCGCCGCUGUGCAUUCUGGAUCUUUUUAGUCCCUUCAUAUAGCUGAGGAAAAUAUUUCCCAUGAGGGAAGUCGCUGGUGGGAGUUGUGAGGUAUUUUUGCUCUGUAUUUGCCUUAUGUUGUGGUUGAUGGUGCACAGCUGAUGUAUGAUGGUAUGUGGGCAUGUGCUCUCUCUUCAAAACAAUAUCAAUAAUAAUCACAAGAUAACUUUGAUCAAUAGCAAUGUAACAAAUCAAUAUAGUUGUUAUGCCUUGUGCCAAGCAGCUCCUUAAGAAGAGACAACCUUGACUCAGGAGCAAAAAUCUGUCUUUUAUCCAAGUAAUACAAUAAUGUGGCAUUUAUUUGAUUGGAACACUAAUAUUGCUCUACUUGCCAGUCGUCAUUUAAAGAGGAAUUCCAGUAAUUUCGAACCUGGGCCCCCAUGUUUGUAAAUGUAUGUAAUGUGUGUAAAUGAAAGGUACUUACAAAAAGCUUUGGGGAAACUGCGACAGUCGACAGAAUCGCCACUAAGAGUCUUUGCUAAGAGUCUGGUCCUCUUCUGCUCUCUCUCUCCUCGUUUGUGCUUCAAUUUGUAGGAACUCUUCUUCCGUUUCUUCUGGUUUAAACAAGUUGGGAAGAUUGUUGAAGUCAGAGGCUUCAUUGACGUUGUCCACGUCCGAAAAGGAUUCCGCUUCUCUCAGUAAAAUCCAAACUCCUCUCAACCUAAGUGAGACUUCUCAUUGCUGUUGCCGGACUCGUAGCAAAGACCCCAAAAUAAUAAUUAGUAAUUUGUCUCCACCAUAUCUAAGAGAGACACGCCUGGUUGUACUCUGAGGUGCAUCAUCAAGCUUUAUACUUACUCGUCAUUCCGUUUCCAAAGCCUUAAUUUCAAGACCAUUUCCCGCCGCCUGUCUCCAAAGUGAGCUCAUCCAAAGCUUUGCAUUCUGUGUCAAAUUCAAACAAUUAUUCAGGUUUGAGGAGCUCGGUGUACUUUGUUGUUGAGGAGUGAGUGUGUUUAUAUAUAUAUAUAUAUAUAUA
This is a messenger RNA of Hippoglossus stenolepis (Pacific halibut), 4669 nucleotides long. RefSeq names its product Rho GTPase activating protein 1 (gene arhgap1). Gene Ontology annotation, biological process: small GTPase-mediated signal transduction; negative regulation of endocytic recycling. Lineage: Eukaryota; Metazoa; Chordata; Actinopteri; Pleuronectiformes; Pleuronectidae. The coding region runs from base 243 to 1535 and encodes 430 amino acids. Gene Ontology annotation, cellular component: cytoplasm. Gene Ontology annotation, molecular function: GTPase activator activity. The transcript is spliced from 13 exons. The record is from RefSeq and is a predicted model, not a curated record.